This is a messenger RNA of Gavia stellata (red-throated loon), 618 nucleotides long. RefSeq names its product crystallin beta B2 (gene CRYBB2). The transcript is spliced from 5 exons. Bases 1 to 618 code for a protein of 205 amino acids. Gene Ontology annotation, biological process: visual perception; lens development in camera-type eye. NCBI's taxonomy places the organism in Eukaryota, Metazoa, Chordata, Aves, Gaviiformes, Gaviidae. Gene Ontology annotation, molecular function: structural constituent of eye lens. The record is from RefSeq and is a predicted model, not a curated record.
AUGGCUUCUGAGCACCAAAUGCCAGCCUCCAAGCAGCAGCAAGCCAGCUCCAAGAUUGCCAUCUUUGAGCAGGAGAACUUCCAGGGCCGCUGCCAUGAGCUCAGCAGUGCCUGCCCCAACCUGAAGGAAGCCGGCGUGGACAAAGUGGGCUCCAUCCUCGUGCAUUCUGGACCCUGGGUGGGCUACGAGCAGGCAAGCUGCAAAGGGGAGCAGUUUGUGUUUGAGAAGGGGGAGUACCCCCGCUGGGACUCCUGGACCAACAGCCGGAGAAGCGACAGCAUCACGUCCCUGAGACCCAUCAAAGUGGACAGCCAGGAGCACAAGAUCGUGCUGUAUGAAAACCCCAGCUUCACCGGCAAGAAGAUCGAAAUCAUAGACGACGAUGUGCCCAGCUUCCAUGCGCACGGCUACCAGGAGAAGGUCUCAUCCGUGCGGGUGCAGAGCGGCACGUGGGUGGGAUACCAGUAUCCCGGCUACAGGGGCUACCAGUACCUGUUUGAAAAGGGGGACUACAAGGACAGCUCAGAUUUUGGCGCUCAGCACCCCCAGAUCCAGUCAGUCAGGCGCAUCCGGGACAUGCAGUGGCACCAGCGCGGCGCCUACCACCCCACCAACUAG